Messenger RNA from Lasiosphaeria miniovina, 354 nucleotides. Its product is annotated as peptide chain release factor class I/class II. The annotation marks the transcript as partial. Gene Ontology annotation, molecular function: translation release factor activity. Lineage: Eukaryota; Fungi; Ascomycota; Sordariomycetes; Sordariales; Lasiosphaeriaceae. Gene Ontology annotation, biological process: translational termination. The record is from RefSeq and is a predicted model, not a curated record. Gene Ontology annotation, cellular component: mitochondrion. The transcript is spliced from 2 exons.
AAGCAGAUGCCGCCGCGGCCCAAGCCACCGCCUGAGAACGAGAUCGAGGAGUCGUUCCUCAAGGGCAGCGGGCCAGGCGGGCAAAAGAUUAACAAAACAAACUCGGCUGUCCAGCUCAAGCACAAGGUCACAGGCAUCGUGGUUAAGUGCCAGGCAACGCGCUCGCGCACUCAGAACCGUAAAAUUGCGCGAGAGCUGCUCGCGACCAAAGUCGACGAUCUCGUCAAUGGAGACCAGAGCCGCUCGGCUAUUGUAGCAGCUGUACACAAGAAGAGGACCGAGAGCGGGAUAAAGAAGAGUCGUAGAAAAUACCGCGAGCUCGGGGAGGCCGAAGCCGACGCCAACGCUGCGGUC